UACAUACUUACUUACUUACUUAUAAAUUUAUUUGUUUACUUAGGGUAUAUUUGAGUGUGCCAUCAGCAAAGUCUGACACAGUCUGACUCUGGCUGGGACACGUCUACGUUUAAACUACUGGUAUGGGAUGGGGGUCUCUUUCAAUGUAAGGUAUGCCUGUUUUACGAUAUGAUACCACGAUAUACCUCAGAGACCUAUAUAACUGUACUGUCGUCGUGUGUCUGGGUCAGGGGGCGGGACACACGAUCUUAUAGUAUACACUGUAUAUCGGACAGGUGUAUUCCAUUCUUACUCUUCGUCUCCAUCAGUUACAGUGUUCACGCAUCAUCACCAUCCUAAAUUUAAUAAAAUUAUUUUUUAACUCCUUGUAUUCCUCGACUAUCCUUCAAAAAAAAUUUAUCAAAUUUUUUAAAUCCGCUUGUGACAAAAAAUUUUUUUAAAAGUCAAGUGAUAAAAAUUUUUCAGUUCAAUGAUAGAAAAUUUUUUUCAAAAUUAGAAGGUUUUUUUUUAAAUUUAAAAUUUGAAAAUUAUUUCGAGUGAAUUUUUGUGACAGUGAUUAGAGUGGAGUGAUAAUUUGUAAAAGGAGAGAACCAAAUUGGUGUGAAAAAGUUAUCAGUAUUACGGAAUCACGGAAUGCGGUUUUAUCAUAUUAUUUUAAUAUGUCUCCUACUUGGUGGGGUGACAUCGGAAGAUGUAGAAGUAGUAGAAGCCAUUCCCGGCGAUGAUAAUCGUUCCGAGUCAUCAUUAAAUCGUCAAGAUGAUGCGAACACAGCCGAUCAACUGGCUCUGGAGUCCCUGGGCGGCGCUACUGGUUCCGGCAACAGUAACAAUCCCAAUAAUCCAGGUGGUAACAACCCCGGUAAUAGUUUAUCUUCACCAAUUCGUGGAAGUGUCGGUCAAAAUCGUCACAAUGUUGCCUAUCAUGGUCCGCCUCCACCGCCCCCACAGUCGUCCAACAAACCGGUUCAAACAGAAGCCCUUGAUAAGAUUUUUACGACCGGAAAUGGCGUAAGCAAUGAUUGGCCAGCAUCCUCGCCCGAUAUGCCUAAAAUAGUAUCGCUAGACGUUAAAUGUGAGAAGAAUCUAAUGAAGAUAUUUCUCGGCUUCGACAAACCAUUUUACGGAAUAGUCUUUAGUAAAGGGCAUUACAGUAACAUUAACUGUGUUCACUUACCCGCGGGAUUGGGACGUACGUCGGUUAAUUUCGAAAUUGGUAUACAUGCGUGUGGUACCGCGGGUAAUACCGAAAACGGUCUGUACGGUUAUGGAGCCGAAUCCGGUUCGGGAACAUACUUUGAAAACAUAAUCGUCGUACAGUAUGAUCCACAAGUUCAAGAAGUCUGGGAUCAAGCACGUAAAUUGCGAUGUACUUGGCACGACUUGUAUGAAAAGUCGGUAACAUUUCGUCCAUUUCCCGUUGAUAUGUUGGAUGUUGUACGCGCCGAUUUCGCUGGUGACAAUGUCGGUUGCUGGAUGCAGAUUCAAGUCGGCAAAGGACCGUGGGCUUCAGAAGUAUCCGGACUUGUUAAAAUUGGCCAGACCAUGACCAUGGUACUCGCUAUCAAAGAUGAUGAAGCUAAAUUCGAUAUGCUUGUGCGUAAUUGUAUGGCGCACGAUGGUAAACGCGCACCAAUUCAAUUAGUCGAUCAGAAAGGUUGCAUUACUCGGCCAAAAUUGAUGUCGCGGUUUACGAAAAUUAAAAAUUUUGGCGCCAGUGCUUCAGUUCUAUCUUACGCUCAUUUCCAAGCGUUUAAAUUUCCCGAUUCAAUGGAAGUACACUUUCAAUGUACGAUACAAAUUUGUCGCUACCAUUGUCCGGAUCAGUGCUCAGAAAAUGGUCCACUUGAUCCGGGACCAGGAUUACUUGAGAAUUCUCAUCCUGACGUAAGCUAUGGAUUACCGCCGCCAUUGCCGUUGGAAGCUUACCUUCAAGCUGGUGCUGGUCGUCCCCGGGACGAAAGACGACGUAAAUCAAGAGAAAUAAACCCUCUGGCGCCCACUACUUCGUCAUUGACGACUGUUGGUGUCAAUCGUAUUAUUAGAGUCGUUUCUACAGGUGAUUUGACGUUUGCCAUCGACGAAAAGACGGAGGACAACAAUAACGAGGACGAAACUGUAGUUUUUCCUGUCCGCGAAGCAGCACCAAAUUCUUCAACGUUGAUCUGUAUGACGACGCCUAAGUUUGCUUUUACUCUGAUUAUAUUAUUAGCUAUUCUACUGUUCUCAUGCAUACUGUCUGCGUAUUUGUGGAUUAGAUUACGACCAACCACUAAAAAGAAAUGUAUUGUAGCUGCUUAUGUUACGAAAAAACCUAAAACGUGUUUCUAUUCUUAGGCGACUAGUUAAGAUUAUUGUAAGCAUUUUAUCAAAAUGGUUUUUAUACUUAUUUAUUUUAUAAUUUUGUAUAUAAAUUUAUGAAUCGGGGAUUAAUGUAUGGGGAAGAACGGGGUGAAAUGGGUUGGCAAAAAAUUUAAACUCAGCAACAAUCUUGAUUGUCUAGAGCGAAUCAAGCUAAAUACUAUAUCUAUAUAUACUUUUAUUAUAGAUAUUGACUGCCUCUAGGGUUUGAAAUUUGAAAAUAUGACUGCAGAAAUUUUUAAAUUUUAUUUUUGAACCACCAAGAUUAUUAUUUUAACCCUUAAUGGUCAUUUUUAACUCUGGACUUCGGAAUCUAAUUUUUCAAAUUUUAAACUCCGAAUAUCUUAAUAACUGUUGAGUUUUUGAAAAAAAGUAUAAGGUAUCUUUUUUGUAGAAAAUUUAAAGAACUACAAAAAAGAUCUCGUUUAAUUUUUUGAUAAAGUCAAUAUUUACAGAGAUAUUUGCAAAAAACAUCACCUACAGAAUUUCAAACCGAAAAUUCCUGUAUCUAAUUCUUGCAAUUUUAAACUCCAAAUAUCUCAGUAACUUUCAAGUUUUUGAAAAAAGUAUAGGGUAUCUUUUUUGUAGAAAAUUUAAAGGGCUACAAAAAAAGUCUCAUUCAAUUUUUUGAAAAACUCAAUAUUUACAGAGAUAUUAGCAAAAAACAUCACCCACAGAAAUUCAAACCGAAAAUUCCUGUAUCUAAUUCCUGCAAUUUUAAACUCCAAAUAUCUCAGUAACUUUCAAAUUUUUGAAAAAAAUACAGAGAUUCUUUUUUGUAGAAAAUUCUAAGAGCUACAAAAAAGGUCUCGUGCAAUUUUUUUAAAAACUCAAUAUUUACAGAGAUAUUGCCAAAAAACCAAUCAUACUUUAUAAUGCCAACUUUAAAAUCUCCAAUAGGAAAUUUUUCCCUUUUCUAAAAUAAUCUCUAUUAAAUUUUUUAUAAAAAUUUUUAUCACUCAAAUUUCCACAGCUGAUCAAAGACGCCAUGUCCUCUAGAUCCUUGUACAUUGAAAUUCCCGCCAGUGUGACCGCUGAGGGUUAAAUAAUAAUAUUCUUCAUCUUAUAUAAUUUUUUAUAACACGAUACACGUAGAGACAUAAAUUUUUUUACACACCGUGGAUUAAAAAGUAAUAACUCAACCUAUAUAUAUACAUAUAUAAAAAAUUUUAUUUUAUAAAUUUUUAUCGAGGCACUUAAUUCAAAUUAACUUUUACGCGUCCUUAAAAAAAAUAUAAAUAUUUUUAAAAAAUUGUUGCAGUUUAUUUAAAUAAAAAAUAAAAUCAUCAUUAUUUUAUUAACGUCCCCAUUUUGGGCCGGCUUCCCCUUAUUUAUAUUUAUAUAUAGUAAUAAUAUGUGUCGCUGGUAAAACGUUCGUCCUACCUCAUUCUUACACGGCUCGUUGAAUGUCGUGACGUACGUGGUGCACUCGAGGCUAUAAAAUACCUUGGUGGAGGCACGAUUUCAUAUAUAUAUACAUAUAUAUAUUAAGAGUACAUGGUAUAAGCAUGUAUACAUGGAUGUAUGUUUAGUAUGGAUUGAAAUGUGUGUACAUGUGUAUAUUUAAAUCCCAUUACACAUAUGAUUGUUAAUGCUUGCGCGUGACCUCAAAGAGGAUGCGCACCUGACCCUUAGGCUGAUCUUGUGAAAGGGAGACUUCCCGAUAGGGGGGUCAGUGAGCCAACUGGAUAUUUUAUAACGUCGACUCGUGCUUAACAAAUGGAUUAUUUUAGUAUGAUAUAUGGGUGCAGAUAUGCAAUAACGUGUCCACCCACAAAAAAACCAUUUUUUAUAUUUUUGUACCAAAUGAUUCCUUAGUAACUAAAAAAUUUUUUUUUAAAUCGUAAAAUAAAAAAAUUGUUGACGAACAAAUUAUCUGAGAUAAAAAUUUUUGGAUAAUGGGGUUAAGAGGGACCACUAGUGUGAUCGCCUGAAAAAAAUAUAUGAAUAUAUAUGAAAUAUGUAUAAAAAAUAUAUUUCUAGUAGCAAACUUUUGACAGAUUUUCGUGUAUAUUUUAUAUAUAUUUUUUUCAUAUUUUCAUACAUGUAUUUCUUAUAUAUUUUAAGAUAUAUUAUUAAUAUAUGGAAAUUACAUUUAAAAUAUAUACGAAAAUUGGCAAUAAGUUAGCUAUUAAAAAUACAUUUUGUAUACAUAUUUUAUAUAUAUUUAUAUAUUUUUUUCAUGGGGGUAUAUAGUGUAACUAAUUGUAACAUUAUAUUUUUAUUUAUCAUCGUAUAGGACUUUAUUUUUUGAAGUUGUCAGGCGGUAAUAUAGAGGUGAUUAAAUCAAAAUUAAAUCGUUUAAAUGGGUCAAGUGCUCCGGUUUUAAUUUGAGGUCGUUCUUGCAAUAUUGUUAUUAUUUAAAAAAAUAUUUAUUUUAUUUUUUAUGCAAUUACUUCACAAAAUUUUGAGACCUAAUUUCGAGUGUCUAAAUUUAUUACUCAAAUUUUAGUAAGAAAGUUUUUAAAUAAAAUAAAGUUUUGUGUUACAAAUUUAUUUAUUUAUUUUUUAAAAAAUUUAUUAUAUAUUUUAGGUAAGGUAAAAGCCCCUAUACCCGCUCAGUACCAUUAGUCGCUCACUUUAACGGUUUAAGGCGUUUUUUUAUAAUUUUUAUAAAAAAAAAUUACAACUAAAAAUAUUAUUAGUGAUAAAUAAUUAUUCAUGAAUCUAAAUAUAUUAAAAUAUGAUGUAUCAAAUUAUUUUAUAAUAGAUUAUAAAUUUAAAUUAAAUGACUGUUUUCAAAAUCGCGCAAAGCCGGGCAUUUUUUACUUUAACGUUCAUUCGUUAGAUUAAAUUUAGGGUACGUUAAAUUUUUUAAGAAUUGUUAUAACUAUAUCUUAUUAAAUACAUUUUUAAAAUUCAUGAAAUUUUAUAUUAUGAAAGAAUAAAGAAGUAUAAUUUAUAAAUUAUUUGUCCAAAUCAAUAAACUUAUCAUAGUUUAAUUGAUAUUGUCUUUAAGCGACUAUAGGGCCAUGUGUUGAUCGAGUAAUAGUACAUGACAACUUUUAGUGAGCGACUAUGGGUACACUCAAGGACCUUAUUUAAAAAAUUAAUAAUAAUUAAUUAUCAAGAUUAUUCUUCAAACUUAAAUUUUAUUCUAAUACUCGAAACUUCAAAAAAUAACUAUAAAAAAAAAUCUGGUUUUUCAUUUUAUUUAUUAAUUUAUAUUGAGUGAUUUAAUGUCACUCCAAUGAAAAGUGAGCAAGUAUAGGGGCUUUUACCUUAUUUAAAAAUUUUUUGAAGUUAAUUGUAGAUUAUUAAUUAGGCGAAGUACGGAGAUUUAAAUCCUGCAUUCGAGGUUACGUAGGAAUAAUUUUGUUCUUUAUUUAGAUCGAUAUAGAAAUAUAUUGAUUUUUUAUACAGACCAAAAUUAGAUUUCGUAAAUUAUCAAUUUUCUUCUCCACUGAAAAGAAAAGCAAGUGGACAAGUUCUUUAUAAUAGAAAUUUUUUUUUGACUUCGAAGUAUUAAAAUUUGAGAAAAAAUUUUUUAGUAAAAAUGGCGCUAGUCAAAAUUUGAAACAAAAAAUCAUAGCGAAUUUGGAUUCUUCAAAUUUCAUACAUUGAUAAUUUUAACCUAAUGAUUAUUUCAUCUCUUCUUAUGAAGUUCCGUUUAAAAAUUCCAUUACAAAAUUUGGUCUCAGUAAUAAAAUAUAUAUUGAACGUUUCAAUUAAAUUAUAAUUAUAUAAAUUAUACGUAGUAGU
Messenger RNA from Microplitis mediator, 6060 nucleotides. RefSeq lists its product as uncharacterized. Bases 634 to 2334 code for a protein of 566 amino acids. Lineage: Eukaryota; Metazoa; Arthropoda; Insecta; Hymenoptera; Braconidae. The transcript has 3 exons. The record is from RefSeq and is a predicted model, not a curated record.